Paramuricea clavata is the source of this 3359-nucleotide messenger RNA. NCBI's taxonomy places the organism in Eukaryota, Metazoa, Cnidaria, Anthozoa, Malacalcyonacea, Plexauridae. The record is from the annotation of a GenBank genome assembly.
CAAAAGCCCGAACGUGGAGGAGGUCAAACAAGGCCGAGAGGCAGAGGAAGGGCGCGGGGCAGAGGGCGGGGACGUGGUCAGCCUAAUAUUAUCCAAUCAAAAUCAAUCUUCUCAGAAGGACUGGUGCCCAAAACUGGUCAGUGAAAAUGUUUUAAUAAAUCCCAAUUAAAUUUCCUGUUGACCCUUGAACAAAAACAUCUCACCCUCCACCUUAAUUCAUUUUUCACAGGUGCCACUCAGAGCCGAGCCCCCAGUUAUGGUGGGGGAGGUGGUGGGGGAGGAGGAGGGGGCUUUGAUGGUGAAGGAUCUAAAAGUGGUGGAAUAAAGUAAGCAUGGAUGUAUUGCUAUUGAACAUUUUUUUUGGUAAAGAACCAAACUGUCCAUACCAAGGACCUCUGUCUGCCAGUAUAUAAGGUCAGUUCAAUCCCUUGUUCUAGAGCUGAAAAGAAUUUCGAUGUUGAAGAUCCAGAUAAAAUAUUGAAAAUGCUCGAGGCUGAUGUAAGUUGUUCAUAUGUUUAUAAAUUGUGUUCACGGAAAGUUUGUGGUUUCAAAUGAACUUUCAAAAACUUAUAUGUGAUAGAUUUAUAAGGAAAAGUGGAAAACACAAAGAAAAAUCAUAAGCGUGUCGUAUCUUUAUAUGUGAUAGAGAUUUCCCUUGAUUUACAUAAACUUUAACUUUAAUUUUUUCGACUUACACAACGUAUGUUUUGAAAACUACUUCGCCGAUGAACUUACUACAUUGAUCGUUUUUUAAUCAAUUUAGAAUAUUCACCGUGCGUGUUUUAUCAGACCUAAAGAUACCCGGCUUCGCCUCGUAGCUUUAUAUCUGAAAUUUUGAUCUAAACAAGGAGAACGAAAUCCAUUAUCAUAGCUGGAAAGAGCAUCCUAAAAUGAGUAAACUUGCAAAGUUUGGUUGCAAAUUGUUGUAAAAUGAGGAGAAUAUAGCCCUGCGAAGUUCGCAAAUUUGGUAUAUAUUUGCAUUACGCGCGGGAAAAAUAACCAUUUUUCAGCCGAAAGUGGUUAUUUUUAUACAAAAUUUGCAAACUUCACAGGGCUAUAUUUUCUUCAUUUUACAACAUUUAGCAACCAAUCUUUGCAGUUUUACUCAUUCGAAGACGCUCUUUCUAGCUGUGGUGUUGGAUUUCGUUCUUCUUGCCUUGAUCAAAAUGUAGUCUAUAGCUGGAAUUACCCAUUAUUAUUUUGACCCAGGGGGAAAUGGACAUAGAUGAAGACCAGCUGGAGUGUGGAGUACUCCCUAUUCACAUACCCCUGGCGUUUCAUGAUCGCUUUAUUGAAGAAGUUCAAGAUGGCGAGGAAAUCACAUCAGUUAAAUGUAAGGACGAAUUCUGCAGUAUGCAUUUGUUUUGAGUUUGAAUCCUUAGACAUCCAAAUGAUAUCUUUAUUUUUUAAUGCAGCUGAACCAAUGGAUACAGACACAAAGAAACCUUUCAUGAAGCCAUCCACUAUGGCGCCCAAGAAGGCACAGGAAGAACAACAGAUGACUUGUGAACGUUUGCUCACUGGCGACGAUACGGUACGAAUUAAACUACCUAGAGGUCCAGUAAGGGUCAUCUGUUAUUGAUCCAGUGUUACUACAGGAGGAAACCUAAAGUAAACUAACUUUAUUUAUACUGGAUAGCUCUACCAGUUCUAAACUGUUCUUCCUAGAGGUCCAGUAAGGAUCAUCUCUUAUUGAUCCAGUGUUACUACAGGAGGAAACCUAAACUAAACUAACUUUAUUUAUACUGGAUAGCUCUACCAGUUCUAAACUGUUCUCCCUAGAGGUCCAGUAAGGAUCAUCUCUCAUUGAUCCAGUGUUAUUACAGGAGGAAACCUAAACUAAACUAACUUUAUUUAUACUGGAUAACUCUAUCAGUUCUAAACUGUUCUCCCUAGAGGUCCAGUAAGGAUCAUCUCUUAUUGAUCCAGUGUUACUACAGGAGGAAACCUAAACUAAACUAACUUUAUUUAUACUGGAUAGCUCUACCAGUUCUAAACUGUUCUCCCUAGAGGUCCAGUAAGGAUCAUCUCUCAUUGAUCCAGUGUUAUUACAGGAGGAAACCUAAACUAAACUAACUUUAUUUAUACUGGAUAGCUCUAUCAGUUCUAAACUGGUUCUUCCUAGAGGUCCAGUAAGAAUCAUCACUUAUUGAUCCAGUGUUACUACAGGAGGAAACCUAAACUAAACUAAUUUUAUUCAUACUGAAUAGCUUUAUCAGUUCUAAACGGUUCUCGGUAGAGGUCAGGUAAAGGUGCAUUAAAAAUCCUCUCUAUUUUUUCGCAGAAAAAGAAGGAACAAAUGUUAUUCUUCCAAUUUCCUGACUCUCUUCCAACACAGAGAGUUGAAGAUGAAGGAAGCGACUCAAAGGUGAAGACGUGUGUUUGCAGAAUUGAUCUAAGAUACAACUAAACGAGUAUCGUUUUAAUAAUCAUUCUGAAUGCUAAGAUGAAACCAUUGUCUUCGUUCUCUUUACAGUCGCGACGCAAAUCGCUCAAGUUACAAGACAUUUCUGAAGGUUACAUUGGAAAAAUUCAGGUCCACAAGUCAGGAAAAACUAAGUAUGUUUCAGAAUUGUGUCUAAACUACCGAGUUUUAGUCUUAACAUAUUGCUGAAAGUUCUAUUUUGUGAUUUUAAGAUUAAUUUUGGGAGGUGUUGCUUUGGAUGUGUCGAUGGGGACUCCUUGCAACUUUUUACAGGUAUGUUUGAACUUCAUGAAGAUCAGUAAACGAUGAAUCUCUGGGGAGAACAGUUUAGAACUGAUAGAGCUAUCCAGUAUAAAUAUAGUUAGUUUAGUGUAGGUUUCCUCCUGUAGUAACACUGGAUCAAUAAGAGAUGAACCUUACUAGACCUCUAGGGAGAACAGUUUAGAACUGAUAGAGCUAUCCAGUAUAAAUAUAGUUAGAGUUUAGUUUAGGUUUCCUGCUGUAGUAACACUGGAUCAAUAAGAGAUGACCCUUACUAGACCUCUAGGAAGAACAGUUUAGAACUGGUAGAGCUAUCCAGUAUAAAUAAAGUUAGUUUAGUUUAGGUUUCCUCCUGUAGUAACACUGGAUCAAUAAGAGAUGACCCUUACUAGACCUCUAGGAAGAAUAGUUUAGAACUGAUAGAGUCAUAGAGCUAUCCAGUAUAAAUAAAGUUAGUUUAGUGUAGUUUUCCUCCUGUAGUCACACUGGAUCAACAAGGAAUGACUUAUUGACGAGUUUUACAAUUUUUUGUUUAAACAUUUAACAGGAUAUUGUAUCAAUCCAUCCUGAAGAAGAAUCCAGAUCAAUGAUGACAUUAUGUCACGUAAAACAACGUCUGGUAUGCACGCCAGAUUUUGAAGAAUUACUUAAACAUAAUCUAGAUAUCACAUAG